This is a messenger RNA of Aspergillus melleus, 1085 nucleotides long. RefSeq names its product carbon-nitrogen hydrolase family protein. The coding region runs from base 107 to 994 and encodes 295 amino acids. NCBI's taxonomy places the organism in Eukaryota, Fungi, Ascomycota, Eurotiomycetes, Eurotiales, Aspergillaceae. The record is from RefSeq and is a predicted model, not a curated record. Gene Ontology annotation, molecular function: hydrolase activity, acting on carbon-nitrogen (but not peptide) bonds, in linear amides. The transcript is spliced from 4 exons.
CAUGAGUGAAUGAUGGAAGCAUCUCCAACUAUCUUAAGGACUUUAUAUUGAUCUUGUAGCAACAUAAAUUCACUUCGUCUCAUUCCUCUAUAAAUCACUCGCAAGAAUGGUCCUCGCAGCCGUGGGGCAGCUAUGCUCGACUGCGAGUAUGACUGCUAAUCUGGCCCAAUGUCAAAUAUUGGUGCGCAAAGCAGUUGCAGCUGGUGCUAAAGCGCUAUUUCUUCCUGAAGCAGCAGACUACAUCGGCUCCUCCGCUGCAGAGACCGUUUCACUUGCUCGUUCCGCACAGGGCAGUGAAUUUGUGUUGGGACUACAAGAGGAAGCCCGGAAGGCGAAGCUGCAUAUCAACGUUGGCAUCCAUGAGCCGGCUCCAGGCGGCCGAGUAAAGAAUACCCUGGUCUGGAUCGAUGAAAAGGGUGUCAUUUCCCAACGUUACCAGAAGAUUCAUCUAUUUGAUGUAGACAUCAAGGAUGGACCAAUGCUCAAGGAAAGCUCGAGUGUCGAAAAGGGCAUGGAAAUAGUGCCUCCUUUCGAAACACCUGUUGGACGUGUUGGUUUGUCCAUAUGUUUUGACGUAAGUCGUAGAGGGUAUUCCCAUAACGCCGACAGAAGACUGAUUCAAUUUGUUUCCUUGCAGUUACGCUUCCCUGAGAUUAGCCUUGCCCUGAAACGGCAAAAUGCUCAGAUCAUCACUUAUCCUUCAGCAUUCACUGUCCCAACAGGGCGUGCGCACUGGGAGACAUUGUUGAGAGCUAGAGCCAUUGAGACUCAAUCCUAUGUGAUAGCAGCAGCUCAAGCUGGUCCCCACAACGAGAAAAGACGAAGCUACGGUCAUUCUCUGAUUGUAAACCCUUGGGGUGAAAUUGUGGCUCAACUCGGGGAUGAGUAUGAAGAGCCACAGAUUGCAGUGGCGCACAUUGAUUUUGACCUUUUAGACAAAGUCAGACGAGAAAUGCCGCUACUCAGGAGGACAGACGUCUACCCGGAAAUUUAGGAACUGUUCGCACAAGUCUAUGUCAAACGCGAUUGUACAUUUAACAUCAAGUCUAUGAUAUAACGGAAUCCUCGACAGCUUUAUCACACGC